This is a messenger RNA of Salvia miltiorrhiza (redroot sage), 1187 nucleotides long. RefSeq names its product pleckstrin homology domain-containing protein 1-like. NCBI's taxonomy places the organism in Eukaryota, Viridiplantae, Streptophyta, Magnoliopsida, Lamiales, Lamiaceae. Bases 112 to 546 code for a protein of 144 amino acids. The transcript is spliced from 2 exons. The record is from RefSeq and is a predicted model, not a curated record.
ACUAAAAAAACAAAUCCUAAGAAACAAAAGCAUUGAGCUUGUGCUGUGACAGCUCCCACUCUCCACUUUUCAAUUCCCCUUGCUCCCAUCUCGAUCUCCCAAUCUGCAUCAAUGGUGAGCCUCUGGCGAGCCGCGAUGGGCGCCACCCAGGCCAACGCCGACGAAUACGACGGCGUCGAGUUCUGGGGCGCGGCGGAGCGCGCCGGCUGGCUCACUAAGCAGGGCGAGUACAUCAAGACCUGGCGCCGCCGUUGGUUCGUCCUCAAGCAGGGCAAGCUCUUCUGGUUCAAGGAAUCCAACGUCACCCGCGCCUCCCGCCCGCGCGGCGUCAUCCCCGUCUCCGAUUGCCUCACCGUCAAGGGCGCCGAGGACGUCCUCAAUCGCCAAUUCGCCUUCGAAUUGUCCACGCGGAAUGAUACCAUGUAUUUCAUCGCGGAUACGGAGAAGGAGAAGGAGGAUUGGAUCAAUUCGAUCGGGCGAUCCAUUGUUCAGCACUCGAGGUCGGUCACGGAUGACGAGAUCCUUGAUUAUGAUAGCCGGAAAUAGUUUCGAUUAAGUAGCAGGAGUCAAAGAAGGUCCCUUGCCAUUCUCUUUUGGUGUAUUAUGUGGAUAAUUUGAUGCAAGAAAGAUUUAGGUGCAGUUCAUUGGUGAAAGCAGAGUCUCAUCGAGGACACAGCAAAAUGGUCGAGUGUUACACUAGCAUGUAGAUGAUCUAUGGGCCAAACUUACUCACCCAUAAUUUGAAUUCUUGAACAUAAGAUAAAUUAGGUAGUGUUCUGCAAUCCUUGUAGUUCAGUAUAUGCUCGUUGGAAAACCAUUUAAGACGAGUUAGGAUGCAGAUACUGUAGAUAAGUUGGCUAAUAUAGAAAAGUAAAAGAUGGAGUCUUAUUCCAGUGUCUGAUAUUCCUAGAGGAUAUGGCGUCGGAUCCCGUCAUCGUUUCUUGCUCACAAAUGCAGUUCAAAUGCAUUCUUAUGUAUAGUGCUGGUGGUUGAAAAAACAGGUGUUUUCUAUGUUAGCUAGAUUUGUCAAAGGUUUGUGUAUGCUUUGUUUGUAUGAUGUGAGAUAUGUGUGUAUGAUGGAGUUGUUGUUGAGGGGAAAGGAGGAAGAAGAGAGGCAAUGGUGGUUUCUGGUCUUUGUUUCCCAAAGCAUAGUGGUUAAGUGUUAUUAAUGGUUUCAACUUUGGAUC